AUGCGUAAGGAUGCUCCGUCUGAAAGUGCCCGAGAAACUGGCGCUGACUGGAGUAGGUCCGAUGCAUAUGGCUGGCAUUUUCAGUUUCUGACCAUCAUUGGUCUGUCCUUGGCAACAGUAACAUUUGCCGCUGCGCUUCUCGCCGAUCUCACCCUCUCCCGACGGCUGUUUCUGUUUAAGAACCUCCUGUCGAUCGACGAGUCCUUGGUGGUCCCGGAAGAGGAAACGAUUCCGCUCCAUGCAGACAUUAACUUCCAUGCGAUCCCUGCGAUCGUCCUGUUGGUGGACUUGCUUUUUCUCUCUCCGCCUUGGACGAUCACGGCUCUUCCCGCCCUGGCUCUGUCCACCGUCUUCGCUUUUGGCUAUUGGUUCUGGAUUGAAAAAUGCUACGAGCAUAAUGGAUGGUAUCCCUAUCCGAUCUUCGAACUGCUCCCGACUCCCGGGCGCAUUGGUCUUUUUGCGCUGAGCGCUGUGAUCAUGACGCUGAACACGGUUACUCUGAAAUGGCUUUAUGGCCGUCUAAACGGGUUUGGCCGGGAAGCCGCUCCUCAGGCCCGUCCUGGCGAUAAUUCACGAAAGCUCAUGACCGCUAUGUUGGAUAGAGGGGGUAUUAUAGUCAUGUAUAGAGGCGUCAAGCUAGAUAUCCAAACGUAUAUUCAGUACAAUACAACCAGAAAAAUCGAAUUUAUGAAAAUAUAUACGCUAGUCAGAUCUAUUCGAAGAAUUCACGAUUUUUCUUACCAUUGCGAGGACCUGGUAUCAGCGGUUAGAUGUUUACGUAAUCAACCAACCGAGCUCCGUCCGGAUGGCGAUGACAUCUCUCCUCCGCAGCAAGCUCCGUCAAAAGCAAAUCUUCAUUUCCCCGAUCGCCAGCCACGUUUUAUUGCCCCAGCAGGACAACACUGUGACAAGCCGAUCCUGCGCAAAAUGCAUGCCUCCGUGGUGAACGUUCCUAUUCGGACGGCCGUGCUGGGCACGAGAUUUUCUUCCGCCGGUCUUGCUCCCUUCACGUAUGCGGGAACAGCUUCGACUCCAUUCAACCAGCAGCAGCAGACAACCAGGACCGUGGCAACGAAAUUUUUCCAGAAGCGAUCUGCCAGCUCGAUUGCUACCAAGAGCCAGAACCCUGCCGCGUCCUGCUGCACCCGGCUUUCCUGCCAGCGACCAACGCUGCUUCUGAAAUCCCCCUCGGCGCAAGCUCCCACCCUGGUCUCUGCGGUCCAGAAGAGCGUCUCCGGAAUUCGUGCAAAUUCGACUGCUUCCGCUGCGUCGACGAGCCGCGGUGCUAAUGCGUCCUCUAACAAUAAGGUCCAGCUCGACUGGAACACGUUUUUCAAACUCCGUACGUCGCGGCGACGAUACGGGCUUGUCUCGUCCAUUAUCACAUCGAUUGCCAGCACCGCAGUCGGCGUACAGAUUCUGUCCACGCAAGAUCUAGAGAGUCUCGGGGCCCAGGUGAUGGGACUGGAUCCGUUCGUCGUGCUGGGACUGGCGACGGCUGCUUGUGGUGCUGUCGGAUGGCUGGCCGGUCCGUUUCUGGGGAAUGCGAUCUGGGGGUUGAUCUACAGGCGAUAUCGGAGUGGAGUUGCGGUGCGGUUCCGCGUGGACCCGUCUUCCAACUCCAUUGCCAACCCGGUGCCGGAUUACUACGGUGAGAAGAUUGGCAGCGUGCAGGGCUAUCGGCAGUGGCUGAAGGACCAGCGGGCAUACAACCGGAAGAGGCGAAGCUUCAUUUUGUAG
This is a messenger RNA of Rasamsonia emersonii CBS 393.64, 1740 nucleotides long. RefSeq lists its product as uncharacterized. The transcript has 6 exons. Gene Ontology annotation, biological process: protein import into mitochondrial matrix. Gene Ontology annotation, cellular component: PAM complex, Tim23 associated import motor; membrane. The coding region runs from base 1 to 1740 and encodes 579 amino acids. NCBI's taxonomy places the organism in Eukaryota, Fungi, Ascomycota, Eurotiomycetes, Eurotiales, Trichocomaceae. The record is from RefSeq and is a predicted model, not a curated record.